Gymnogyps californianus (California condor) is the source of this 1985-nucleotide messenger RNA. It is a transcript of the gene GDF9, whose product is annotated as growth differentiation factor 9. Gene Ontology annotation, biological process: BMP signaling pathway; SMAD protein signal transduction. The coding region runs from base 35 to 1414 and encodes 459 amino acids. Gene Ontology annotation, molecular function: cytokine activity; growth factor activity. NCBI's taxonomy places the organism in Eukaryota, Metazoa, Chordata, Aves, Accipitriformes, Cathartidae. The transcript has 2 exons. The record is from RefSeq and is a predicted model, not a curated record. Gene Ontology annotation, cellular component: extracellular region.
GGAGGCAUUUUUUUUGGCUGCAACCCCAAAGAGCAUGGAGGGUACUUGGAGAAUUUGUGUUUGUUUCUAUUGCUGUCUUCAUUGGCUUGCUUCUAGCAUCCAGUGUUCCCCCCGCUCCAGUCGUGCGGUCUCUGACAAGACCUCUGGGUUACUGGUAGCUCCCGAGGACAACGCCAGUGAGCUCAACCCGUUGUUGCGGCUGCCAAAAGGUGUGAGACGUGGAUAUGCCCUCCUGCCUCCCCUUCUCAAGGUGCUGUCUGACCGGGGACACCAGCACUGGGAAAGCGAGGUCCCCAGGCUACGGCCAGACUCCAGAGCCCUUCGGUACAUGAAGAGGCUAUAUAAGAUGGCUGCUACCAAGGAGGGAAUCCCAAAGGCUAACAAAAGCCACCUCUAUAACACCGUUCGACUCUUCACUCCAUGUUCUGAAUGCGAGCACCACCACAGGGACCUAAUGAAAGGAGACGUUCACUCGGUGGAUUUACUCUUCAACCUGGAUCGCGUUACUGCUCUAGAGCACUUACUCAAGUCUGUCUUGCUCUAUUCCUUUGACACAUCAGUUCCCAUUUCUUCUUCCAUUACGUGCAUGUGCCAUUUAUCUGUUAAGGAGCAUGAUUUUUCUAGCCAAGUAUGUCCCAGCGAUUCACACUCGAUAGCUUUUAGCCUGCACUUUGAAGUUAGAAAACGCAAGUGGGUUGAGAUUGAUGUGACUUCUUUUCUCCAGCCUCUAAUUGCUACUAACAGGAGGAAUAUUCAUAUGGCUGUGAACGUCACUUGUCUGAUGGGUGAUCCACAACAGAACACUAAACUGGAAAAUCCCAUUAAUGUGGCACUGGUUCCCCCUUCUCUUCUUCUUUAUCUGAAUGAUACCAGUGAGCAAGCUUAUCACAGGUGGAACUCACUUAGACACAGAAGGAAAAACCCAGUGCGGCCCAGGCAAAGGAACAGUCCCCGUGCUGAUCCCACGGGUGACACAGGGAAAGAGAAUUCGCAGGGUAAGAGGGCCUCUCGACAGCGAAGAGAUGAGAAUCUGAAAGAAGCGCCAGCAACUCCACCUUAUAAUUUGAGCGAGUAUUUCAAACAAUUUCUGUUCCCUCAAAAUGAGUGUGAGCUUCACAACUUCCGUCUAAGUUUUAGCCAACUAAAAUGGGACAAAUGGAUAAUAGCACCACACAGGUACAGCCCUCAGUACUGCAAAGGCGACUGCCCGAGGGUCGUCGGGCAUCGUUACGGCUCUCCUGUGCACACAAUGGUGCAGAACAUAAUAUACGAGAAACUGGACUCGUCCGUUCCAAAGCCCUCCUGUGUUCCUGCCGAAUAUAGCCCACUGAGCGUCCUAACCAUAGAGCCCGAUGGCUCCAUAGUCUACAAAGAGUACGAAGAUAUGAUAGCUACCAAGUGCACUUGUCGGUAGUGGGUGAACCCUAAUUGGUUUUACUCCGGGUUUGGGUAUUUUUGCAUUCUCAAAGUAUCUGUUGCUAUAAUCAACUGAAUAGUGUUUGUGUAAUUCUAAUAGCUGUAUCAAAUCGGUUAGGAUUUAGCAUGGCGUUAGUAGAAGGUGUUUACAUCACAGCACUUAUUUUUGUAGCCACUCAGCCCUUCUAGAAUGUGAAAUUAAAUGUAAGUAAUACCUUUUUAUUGGAAUAAUUUUGCAUUUAAAAUGUAGAAAAGGUUUCAACUACCAGGUGUCUAUUUUAAGCUGUUUUGUUAUAGAUUUAAAAAAAAAGAAAUAAAUGCCUAUCAUGCAUACCACUUACAUUCAAUGCCUGCUAGUCUUCCUCUAUAUAAAGAAACCUUUUGUAUGACAUCUCCAGCAAGUGUCUGGGAAGAGAGGAAAGUCUUUAACGUUAAAAUUACUUUCUCAGUUCUUCAUUCUUUUUCCCUACCACAUUUCCAGUUCCCCCGAGCAAGAAGACAACUCCUCCUUACGGUUCUGUAAAAAGUUACAAGGCUGUUUCUUGCUUUUCUUCUGCCUUUGGGCUUUC